Messenger RNA from Venustampulla echinocandica, 1674 nucleotides. RefSeq names its product Carboxylic ester hydrolase. NCBI's taxonomy places the organism in Eukaryota, Fungi, Ascomycota, Leotiomycetes, Helotiales, Pleuroascaceae. The record is from RefSeq and is a predicted model, not a curated record. Bases 1 to 1674 code for a protein of 557 amino acids. The transcript has 2 exons.
AUGAUACUUUCCAUUCUUCUAGCAGCGAGUGUGCUGCCUCUUACCUUUGCCGGUUCUCUGCCUAAGAAAAGCCAAGGGGGACCCGUUGUACGACUACCAUACGUAACAGCAGUAGGCUCCAGCGCCAAUAACGUUGAGUCCUUCAUAGGAAUUCCCUUUGCCCAGCCGCCUGUGGGCCAGUUGAGAUUGAAACCCCCGCAGCCCAUCAACACCAGGCUGGGAACGAUCCAGGCUACUGGCGUGCCUCUAGCCUGCCCUCAACAAGGCAGUCUGACUAUCCCAGACAUUCCGGGAGUGCCCAUCGGACCAGGCAAUCAGACACUGCCUGCUGGAGAGGAUUGUCUCACCCUCAAUGUUCAAAGACCUUGCUCCGCCAAUAGACACAGUCGCCUCCCGGUCAUCUUUUGGAUAUACGGAGGUGCCUUCGAACAAGGAGCAACGCAGCAAUACGACGCCACGCAACUGAUCAACUCCUCGGUAGUGCAAGGAAAGGAAUUUAUUUACGUUGCCGCAAACUACCGCUUGGGUGCAUUUGGUUUUCUGCCAGGCUCUAAGGUGUUGGUAGACGGGUCAUCAAAUCUCGGUCUGUUAGAUCAAAGGCUGGCACUUCAAUGGGUAGCGGACAACAUUGCUUCAUUUGGCGGUGAUCCAAGCCAGGUGACUAUCUGGGGGCAAUCUGCCGGCUCCAUGUCAGUGAUGCACCAAAUGGCUCUAUACAAAGGAGACAACAGAUAUAAAGGCAGGGCGUUAUUCAGGGGUGCCAUCAUGGACAGCGGCGGCAUUACACCGGCAGAUCCUGUCGACUGUCCAAGAGCCGAAGCAGUCUACGAUCAAGUGGUCAAGGCUGCUGGUUGUGCAAAUGCAGCUGAUAGUCUUGCUUGCCUUAGAAGUAUCAACUAUACAACAUUCUAUAAUGCAGCAACCACGCUUCCAGGGCUUGGCACCAACUCCGCUGUUGCUCUUUCUUACCGGCCUCGACCAGAUGGGCUGGUUCUAACAGAGUCGACUGAUGUACUUGUUAAAAAGGGCCAGUACGCCAAAGUCCCCUUCAUCAUCGGCGAUCAAGAAGAUGAGGGCACGCUCAUCUCAUUAAUCCAGACCAACAUCACUACCACUGAUCAGUUAAUCGACUACUCUCAUACCUUCAUGUUUCGAGAUGCUACACGCACUCAGGUUGCCAACUUCAUCAAUCUAUACCCCGAUAACCCAGCUGCAGGGUCGCCAUUCCGAACUGGCGAUCUUAAUAACCUCUAUCCACAGUACAAGCGCAUCGCUGCAAUCAGCGGUGACGUCGCGUUCUCGCUGCAGCGUCGCAAUCUACUCCAAUUCGCCAGUGCUGUCAAUCCACAUACGCCGACCUGGAGUUACCUGGCUACAUACUACUACGGCACGCCCAUCCUCGGCACAUAUCAUAGCAGCGAUAUACCCGUUGUGUACGGCCUGCUAGGGGGCGAGCUGCCUAUCCCUACCUCGACAAUUCAGAGCUUCUACCUGUCGUUUGUGAAGUAUCUUGACCCGAAUGUCGGCGUAGAAGGAUUGCCAAAUUGGCCGCAGUGGACUGACGGCAACAAAUUGAUGAAUUUCAGUGCCACAGCGAACACCUUGAUACCAGAUACCUUUAGACUGGCGGCGUCGAACUACUUAGCCGCCCAAGCUCCAUCCUUUAAUCUCUAA